GCUCGAGGCCUCGGCCGAGCCCCGCGCCCCAGCGGGAGCUCCAUGCCCCCCUCGCGCGGUGGGCCCAGCCGGCCCGCGCCCCGAGCUCGGCAUGGACGAGGAGCCGAGAGCUGAGACGCUGCAGGUGGCGGACCUGGAGGAGUACAGCCGCAUCCUCGGCGUUGAGGGCGACGUGUCUGCCGACGCGGACCUGCUCUGGGUGGUGCAGGAGGCGUUCAAUGCCCCCCUGCCGCUCGGCUGGUCGGAGCACAAGGACGACGAAGAGCGAGUCUACUUCUUCCACGAGGCCUCCAACGCGAGCACGUGGGAGCACCCUAUGGACGCAGUCUACCGAGAGCUGAUCGGCCUCGUCCUGCGCGUCCGGAGCGAGGUUGACCUCGGCGCAGAGCCCGCGACGGUUGUGCACGGCCACCUGCGCGAGGUGCACCAGCGCGCACUGAAGGGCCUCGAGCACUGGAGCGGGCCGUACGCCGCCCCGGACGGGGGCGAGUACUACUACAAUAAAGUCCUGAAGGUGAGCUCCUGGGAGUGCCCCGUGCACGAGUGGGAGCAGGAGCUGACCGUCCGCUUGGGAGUGCUGUGCAGGUGCCUGCUGCCGCCUGGAGCUCGACUGGCGGUUGACAAGGACGGCUCCGUGGGCGUGUCUGUGCAAGAUGAUGGCGGCGCCGCGGGCGCGACGGGCCCAGCUCUCCUGGCGGCGCUGAAGCUGCCCCUGGGGCUGGUGCGGCGAGACGUCGGCAAAGACGGGCAGCCGGACACCCCGGCCACGGACCGGUCCUUCCACACCGCGCGCUCCCAUUGCUCCAGCCGCAGGUCGUAUCGCGACGGUCCUCGAGAUCCCGCACACUCGCCGUCCACUUCCGCUGGGACCCGGGCGAGCGCGGUGAGCGCGGUGGGCACCCCGGCGCCGCCCGUCAGGGAGGUCGGCGUCCUGAGAGAGAUGGACUGAGACGGGAUUCUUCUUAGCGGCGGCGGAUGCUUCCCAGCUGUGUCGAGGAGAGCAGGUGCAAGAAAAGCCAGGAGUGUCCCAGGAGGCUCCAGGGACAUCCAGCAUGGCCCAGGAGGCCCCAGGA
This is a messenger RNA of Prorocentrum cordatum, 1073 nucleotides long. Lineage: Eukaryota; Dinophyceae; Prorocentrales; Prorocentraceae. The record is from the annotation of a GenBank genome assembly.